AUGGGGGACUCUCCAACAAACGCCGUGGAUGGAGGCAUGGACACGUGCUGCAAAGACACGCAGACUGAACUGGCAGAGCGGGUAGCAGCCAUAGAUGUGGCUGUUGGCCCAGACAGAAAUGACCAAAAUGGUGAAGGCAAUGCUGAAGAAAAUGACACAGUCUUUUCUGAUAACAUAAAAGACAUCCAAAGAAAUGGAGUCAACAGUGACACAGGAAUGAAUGAAUUUCUGCCUUCCCAACGGUCAGAAGAUGCUCACUGGAGGCAUGUUCCCAAGAGACCUCUCACUAGACCUGUCCUAUCAAGUAGGAAGUGGUCUCUUCAGGAAAGAUCAUCAGGAGGUUAUUUGGCUUCUAGCAACACGCCAGGUUACGGUCCUUAUGCCACAGGGCCAUCACCACGUAUAAUGAGGAGGCCAACGAUAGAGUCCAAUCGGGUCUCCAUAUCAGAUUCUGAGGACUGUGUGCAGUUGAACCAAUACAAGCUGCAGAGCGAAAUAGGCAAGGGUUCCUACGGUGUUGUGAAACUGGCCUACAAUGAGAACGAUGACAAGUAUUACGCUAUGAAAGUCCUCUCCAAAAAGAAGCUCUUGAAGCAGUAUGGAUUUCCACGUCGGCCUCCUCCCAGAGGAUCAAAAGCUUCGUCUGGAGAGCAGCCAAAACCCAUGGCACCACUGGACAGAGUCUAUCAGGAAAUAGCCAUCCUAAAGAAACUGGACCAUGUCAACAUUGUUAAGCUGAUAGAGGUCCUUGAUGAUCCUGCAGAGGACAACUUGUACAUGGUGUUUGACCUCCUGAGGAAAGGGCCUGUCAUGGAGGUACCAAGUGACCAGCCCUUCAGCGAGGAGCAGGCUCGGCUCUACUUCCGAGACAUCGUCUUGGGCAUCGAGUACU
Eurypyga helias (sunbittern) is the source of this 892-nucleotide messenger RNA. RefSeq names its product calcium/calmodulin-dependent protein kinase kinase 1-like. The annotation marks the transcript as partial. Gene Ontology annotation, cellular component: cytoplasm. The transcript has 8 exons. Gene Ontology annotation, molecular function: calcium/calmodulin-dependent protein kinase activity; calmodulin binding; ATP binding. Gene Ontology annotation, biological process: intracellular signal transduction; protein phosphorylation; positive regulation of protein kinase activity. NCBI's taxonomy places the organism in Eukaryota, Metazoa, Chordata, Aves, Eurypygiformes, Eurypygidae. The record is from RefSeq and is a predicted model, not a curated record.